Plasmodium berghei ANKA is the source of this 981-nucleotide messenger RNA. Its product is annotated as MORN repeat protein, putative. Lineage: Eukaryota; Apicomplexa; Aconoidasida; Haemosporida; Plasmodiidae. The coding region runs from base 1 to 981 and encodes 326 amino acids. The record is from RefSeq and is a predicted model, not a curated record. The transcript is spliced from 4 exons.
AUGAAAUGCUGUUGUAAAUCAUCGACAAAGACAGGAACUAUCAAUAAAAAAAGUAAACAGGAGGAGAAUAUUGAAAAGAAAAAAUCAGUUAAUUAUGAUAAUCUCCCAAUUGAAACCCGUACAUUAAAUGAUGGGUCUAUUUACGUUGGAACUACACUAGAUGGAAUGAUACAUGGUAAGGGGGUUUUAAAACACAAAAACGGUGAAGAAUAUGAAGGUGAAUUUUAUAAUGGGAAAAAAGAUGGAAUGGGGAAAUGGAAAGAUUUAGAAGGAAAUACUUAUGAGGGACAGUGGAGUAAUGACAGAAAGCAUGGCCAUGGAAUAUAUAAAACAAAAGAAGGUUUUAUGUAUGAUGGAGAGUUUGAAUUAAAUAAAAGACAUGGAUUAGGAACUAUAAUAACGCCUGAUAAUACAAAAUAUACAUGUACUUUUGCUGACGAUGUCGAAUUUGGAGAGGUAGAAUUUUUUUUUGCAAAUGGAGAUCAUGCAUUGGGUUAUAUAAAUGAUGGAUAUUUGCAUAAAAAUGGAAGAUAUGAAUUUAAAAAUGGAGAUAUUUAUGUUGGGAAUUUUGAGAAAGGCCUUUUUCAUGGGAAAGGGUAUUAUAAAUGGGCUGACUCAUCGCAGUUUUCUUAUUAUGAAGGUAAUUAUUUUCAAGGAAAAAAACAUGGAAAUGGAAUGCUUACCUCUAUUGAUGGCACAAUAUUAUGUGGUGAAUUCAAAGAUAAUUUUAUAGAUGGAGAAUUUUUAACUAUUAGUCCUCAGGGAAUUCAAACAAGAGUUUUGUAUUCAAAAAACAACCAUGUGAAAAUUUUAGAAAAAUUCGAAGAAAAAAUAAAUAUAAAGGAAUUUUACAAUCAAACAGAAAUUAAUACUACCAUUUUUUCAGACCCAGAGUAUUACAAAAAUUUAUAUAAAAUACCAGAAAGAAAGAAAGCCAUAUUUCGAAUUCAAUUAAAAAAUCCACAAAUAAAAAAAAAAUAG